This is a messenger RNA of Saccoglossus kowalevskii, 1815 nucleotides long. RefSeq names its product transmembrane anterior posterior transformation protein 1 homolog. Gene Ontology annotation, biological process: positive regulation of cilium assembly. The record is from RefSeq and is a predicted model, not a curated record. Gene Ontology annotation, cellular component: ciliary basal body; endoplasmic reticulum membrane. Lineage: Eukaryota; Metazoa; Hemichordata; Enteropneusta; Harrimaniidae.
CGUGUUUGAAGGAAAUAAAUGUGUUCAUCGAAAACAAACAACAAAUUUCCAGAUGGAGCAGCUGCAGGCGAAUAUUCCGAGUGCAGACGGGCCAGAGGAAGUACCCGAGCCUGGAAAGACGGAAGAGAGCUCAAACAAAAAUAAUCCAAGUCUACCACUUUUCAAGUAUAUAUCAGCUGAACUGACCAGAGGUUACUUUCUUGAACAUGACGAAGCAAAGUAUGCCCAAAAACGAGAAAGACUUUAUGCAUUUUUAAACAUCCCCAAGGAAAUGGAAAAGUUGAUGAUAUAUGGAUUCUUUCUUUGUAUGGAUGCCUUUCUUUUUGUAUUUACAUUCUUGCCACUGAGGGUGCUGUUAGCUUUGUUCGGUUUACUUACAAGACCAUGUCAAGCUCGAAGCGGAGGGCGUAUAUUAGAACCUUCCCAGAUCUGUGACAUAUUAAAGAUGUUUAUAAUGGUAGUAUGUAGUUAUCUAAUGUGUUUAUUAGAUUUUUCUAUGUUAUAUCAUAUCGUGAGAGGACAAGCAGUUAUCAAAUUAUAUAUCAUAUACAAUAUGCUAGAGGUUGCGGAUAGAUUAUUUUCUUCAUUUGGUCAAGAUAUUUUAGAUUCCUUAUUUUGGACUGCCACAGAGCCAAGACAUAAAAAAAGACAUCAUUUUGGUCUUGUUCCACAUCUUCUGCUCGCCAUCAUUUAUGUAUUUUUUCAUGCCAUUCUAGUUUUAUUUCAAGCUACUACGCUAAAUGGCUUUAAUUCUCACAAUAAAGCUCUAUUAACCAUCAUGAUGUCAAACAAUUUUGUUGAAUUAAAAGGUAGUGUUUUUAAAAAGUUUGGAAAGAAUAAUUUGUACCAGAUGUCUUGCAGCGAUGUGAGAGAAAGAUACCAUUACUGUGUGUUAUUAUUUAUUGUUACGUUAAGAAAUAUGACUGAAUUCAAUUGGAAUUUUGAUCAUUUAUGGGAACUGAUGCCUGAUGUCCUGACUGUACUAGUGGCUGAAGUCUGUGUAGAUUGGGUGAAACAUGCAUUCAUCACAAAGUUUAAUGAAAUACCUGCUGAUGUUUAUCAGGAAUAUCGAGUGAGUCUCGCACGGGAUAUGAUCAGUAGUCGGCAGAUAAAUGCGUUUUCAGAUCAUUCAGAUCUUGUAGCUCGACGUAUGGGAUUUAUUCCACUUCCACUUGGUUGUCUAGUAUAUCGUACUGUGAGUCAAUCAAUGAAGCUACCACCAAAUAUACUUGGUGUUGUGAUUUUGGUGUUGUCCUAUUUAUGUCUGACGACUUUCAAAGUAAUGAACAGUAUUGUACUGUUUGGUAAAGCAUGUGACUAUGUUGAUGAAGUAAAAAGAUCUGAACCUGAACCCGAGAAAAAGAAACCUGAACACGGACGAAGUAAAAGUUUUAGCGGCACUCCCACGCAGCAGUCUUUGUCGACAGAGAUACGUGCGGUAGAGUCACUAUACUGCAAAGAAUCAAUGCAGUCCAAUAGUUCAAUUAGCUUACAGAGUUUUGGACGAGAAGAAUUACCGUCGAUACCAUCUCUCAAUACGUUACCAGAGCAACAGAAAGACGAGGACAAAACAAAAGAUUCACUAUCUGAUAUAGACAGGUACACUUUGUGCAGCAAUCGAAUUGUCUGAACUUAAUAAUUUAGAAAAGUAUUUAUUUUAUUUGGGGUCAAACAGAUCAACAGACUUUUUCUAAGCUAGCAACAGACCGACGUUUUUCAAGUGAAUAUUUUGAAAAAUAAGAACAACUAUGUUACUAUGAUAAUACUUCUCUGUAUUUGGGGAAUAUAGCAACACAAGUUGCCAUACCCAUUCAA